This is a messenger RNA of Patiria miniata (bat star), 3024 nucleotides long. RefSeq names its product DNA ligase 1-like. NCBI's taxonomy places the organism in Eukaryota, Metazoa, Echinodermata, Asteroidea, Valvatida, Asterinidae. Bases 10 to 1944 code for a protein of 644 amino acids. The record is from RefSeq and is a predicted model, not a curated record. The transcript is spliced from 14 exons.
UGCUUUACCAUGGCGUCAGGAAGCAUGGCCCUCGUGGAUUCUGGUCUGGCUGAUUUGGACAAAAUUCUUCAGAGCUUAGAAAUUGAGAAUAAACAACAACAGCAUGAGAUACAAAAGGAACAGCAACAGACAGCAGCCUUUGAAGCAGCCACUAUUGAGAAAGAGAUGGGUACAAAAACACAACAGGAGGAAACAGCCAGGCUGGACGAGGAGACUAAGGCAGCUCAUCAACAGUUUUGUCGCAACAAGGAGACUUAUGAAAGCUUGAAGAAUCAUUAUCUUGCCUUGGUGUUGAACCAAGAAACGGCACAGAAAGAAUUACAUGAGCUGCAAGACAAGUGGCAAGUCCAACAAGCCGAGCAGGAGAGAAUUCUGCAGCACUACGAGUCCAUCUGGGACAAGUACAAGGCCAAAUAUGAGGAGAAAGCGUUGGCUGUGGAGCUGAGGCAGUGGCAACAGCAGGUGGCACAGACGAGGGAGCGACUGACUGAAUCAAAGCACAAAGUCACGUCCCUAGAAGCAGCCAUUCAGGAGAGAGAAGACCAGAAAAAGAAUGCUCCAAAGCCAUUUAAAAGCCUGAACGAUUGGGUCAUCCAGAUAGCCAAGGCUGCAGUACGAACAAGAGAUCUUAGACGACAGAAGGAAGAGACACUGAGGUCAAUCAACAGUGCAAAGAUGAAAAUACAAGAGAGGAAAGAAAAGCAACUCCGACUGCAAAAGGAAAAGGAGGAACAGGAACGCAAGAGGAAGUUGAAAGAGGCCGAAGACAAGACACGCCAGGAAGAACUGGAGAGACAAAAACAACAACAGCUGUACCAGGAACACAAACUGCAGCAGCUGAAGGCACAGCAGCAGCAACGGCAACAGCAAACCUCAGUUCCUACCACACCCCAACAGAUCCUUCCCCCACAGUCCCCGAUAUUUCAGCAGCCCACCAGGAGAGCCCCGCCCCAGUACAUCCAGAGUCCUAUGGUUAGGCCGGCAGCUGCGGUUCCAGCCAGCCCGCUGCGGCGACCGCCUUACUUGCAGAUGCCGAUCCUGGCAUCCCCUCGACUCUCGGCCGAUAGUGCCAGCGGCAGCUCUGAGAAUGUGCCGCAGCCAUUUGCACUCAGAAUGCCAGCGGAGAGUGUGAAUAAAACUCAGAUGCAACCGCAGGCAAUGGUGCAACAGUCCUCAGAUGCGCCUGUACCCAAGGAAGCACCAGCCCUACCCUCAGUCUCCGCCCAUGAGAGGGCGGAAGCAGCCAAUCAGAGAGCAGUCCCACGGCAGGACGAGCCAAUCACAGAGGGCCGAUUUGAAGUCAGUGGGGAGGAGGAAAGUGGAGGAACUGAUGAUGCAGACGAAUCUCUGAGUGAAGCCCCAGUGACGCCGGCUACAGACCCGACCAGCUUCCAGGACCCAGGCACGCCUGGAUCAGUCAUGUCUCUGCCCCCGAGAAGCCCCUUUGAUCUGGACACUCAUCUGCAGGGCCUGCAGGAGAUGGCCAAGUCGCCUGGAUUCUCUUACUCAUUCAGGCCCAUGUUUGGUUCCGCCGAGGAUGCAAAUGCACAUGGUGAAGUGGCGGACAAGUCUUGUAGUAACCCUCCAACCUCCUCCUCCGAAAACUUUGACUCUCCUUUCUUCGAGUCUUUCUUCUCUGGGAUGGGUGGAGCCAUUCAGCCAGCCUCCAACACCCCCACCAAUAUCUUUGGUCCAAGCAGAGACCAAGUGUCGUCACAUCCUACUGGUGCAUCCAUCUUUGGAAGGCCUGGCAGCCCUAUGGAUACUGGCCACUCCAGGCCUCCAGGGGGCGUCCUGUCACUAUUCGGCGGAGGUUCAGAAAAAGCCGACAAGGCCAGAAAUGACGAGAGAGGAUCCCCGGCCGCUGGCUUCAGUUUCAAUUUCGGUGGGUCCAGAUCCCCUAACGUCGACAGUUCCGGAGAGGGUAAAUUCAGCCUUUUCUAAACAUGAUUUUACAAAAAUCCCCCAAAAGUAUUUAUUGAAAGUGUUCAAGUGUUCAUUUCAAGAGUUGGUGUUCUGAAAAGUUGAGUUUCUGUGUUGUACAGUGCACACGCAUUGCUUUAAGAUUCUCAGAUUUGCUGAAAAGAUUGCUCCGUUUGUAUUGACAAAGCAGUUUGAGUGCCCUUUUUGAAAAAUCCAAUCUUUCCCUCGCGAAGCAUUUUAGACACUUGAAAUUCUUGUGAGUUGUGAACAACUUCAUUUUGUUUGACAUAAAAGUAUGACAGGUACAUCAUAGUAUGUGCAUAUUAAUUACACUGAUUUUAUUUAAAUCUGUUUAUAUUUCCAAUCAAAAAAAGGUAUGUUUUGAUAAACAUGCUAUUUCAAUAUGUACAUUUUUCAUUUGGCUGGGAGUAUUUCAUUGAUGUGUAAUACACAAAUCAAAGUGCGGAAAUAAGUUAAACUAAUUACAGUCUUUAUUUAAUAUUCAGUUUGGCGUGGUUCAAACCACUAAGCAUAACUGCUUCACAAUAUUAUACUUAGCAAGUUCAUGUGCUACGAAACAUGACAACCAGUCACAAAGCAAUAAACAUCACAUGUAGUGCUGUACAGAGCAAAAGGUCUGUUGUCAGCAUGUCCAUAACAGGAUUUCAAUCAAUUGUUGGCCGCAGGUUUCAAUUAUUUGUUGACCUUCACAUUAACACAAUUGGCAAUUUUUUAAAAGUUAUUUCUCGGGGAAAAUACAUGUUGCAGCUAUAUGCUACUGUAUGUCUAUAAGUAAAUGUGAAUGAUGACAAACUCAGUCUAAUAUAAAAAGAAAAUUCAUUGUUCCAGUAUUUUGCAAUGUUCUUUAAAUUAAACCCGAUUCUUGAAUGUUAUGCAACAAUUUCACAAUCAGAUAAUUGUUGCUGUAUGGCUUUCCAUAUUCAGUUUUAAUUUCAGGCGGAUUUGGAGAUCAUCAAGGAAUUUCUUCACGAUGUAGUAAAUUAACAUGCAUUACCAUGACUGUACAGCUUGGAAAAGUUAGGCCGAGCAACAGUUUAUAUAUUGAAAAAUAAAAGGUAAUACUUGAAAUGUGCAGCUACA